Messenger RNA from Rhododendron vialii, 1496 nucleotides. Its product is annotated as mitochondrial phosphate carrier protein 1, mitochondrial-like. Bases 213 to 1142 code for a protein of 309 amino acids. Gene Ontology annotation, cellular component: mitochondrial inner membrane. The record is from RefSeq and is a predicted model, not a curated record. Gene Ontology annotation, molecular function: phosphate transmembrane transporter activity. Gene Ontology annotation, biological process: mitochondrial phosphate ion transmembrane transport. The transcript is spliced from 6 exons. NCBI's taxonomy places the organism in Eukaryota, Viridiplantae, Streptophyta, Magnoliopsida, Ericales, Ericaceae.
AAAACCCCUUCCAAAGAUUCAGGAGAGUGAAUUUCCGAAGGCAAAUCAGACUUUUUAGAGAGAAAAAAUCGUCUCUUUACAUAAGGAAGCGAAAAAAGGAAGGGCGCCGUUUGGACGCAGAGAGACAAAAUGAGGCUUUUCUUGGAGGUGGGUUGAAGACGAGAGGAAGAAAUAAAUUGGGUUUUUUCGGGAAACCAAAAUAUAGUGGAAAAAUGAAAGGCCUUUUGGGAGGAGGGAGAAUUUGCGAGGAAUUCUCACCUGGGUAUUACGGGAUUUGCACAGUUGGAGGAUUACUCAGUGCUGGAACCACCCAUCUCGCCAUCACUCCCCUCGAUGUUGUCAAAGUUAAUAUGCAGGUUAAUCCUGUUAAAUAUCAUAGCAUUUCUACAUGUUUUGCCACUAUAUUGAGGGAACAAGGCCCUUCUGCCUUUUGGAGAGGUAGGGGUGGAAAGUUCUUUGGGUACGGCCUUCAGGGAGCCUGCAGAUUUGGCCUAUAUGAAUACUUCAAGAAGUUUUACUCUAAUCUCCUGGUAGAUCAAAACAGGAGUUCCAUAUUUUUUCUCAGUAGUGCAUCUGCAGAAGUGAUUGCCAAUGUGGUUCUAUGUCCUUUUGAGGCUGUCAAAGUCCGUGUUCAAGCACAGCCCCGUUUUGCAAGAGGCUUGAUUGAUGGCUUUCCAAAACUAUACGCAGCAGAAGGUCUUUUUGGAUUUUACCGGGGCUUAGUUCCACUUUUGGGUCGUAACCUUCCAUUCUCUAUGGUUAUGUUCUCAACGUUUGAGCAUUCUGUAAAUUUUCUUUAUCACAAUGUGAUUCAAAGAAGGAAGGAGGAGUGCUCAAAAGCUCAACAGCUUGGAGUGACUUGUAUAGCUGGAUAUGCUGCUGGAUCUGUCGGUAGCAUUAUUUCUAAUCCUGCAGACAAUAUCGUCGCCUCUCUUUUUAACAGGAAAGCUAGUAGCCUCAAGCUGGCUGUGAAGAAAAUUGGGCUUAUCAAUCUGUUUACUAGAAGUCUCCCCAUUAGAAUAAUGCUUGUUGGACCCGCAGUGACAUUGCAAUGGUUCUUCUAUGAUACCAUUAAGGUGUUAAGUGGAUUGCCAACGAGUGGAGAAGUUCGCACUGAUGUAGAAGAAACUAAAACAUCCUGAGUUUUUAAAAAUUGAAUAGAGUUACAUUACUGUAUGUUUCUCCUCUUCUUGUUUAUUUUUCGCUAACUAUUUUGAGCAACAAUAAAAGGGUGACUAAUCUGGGAAACAAAAGAAGAUUAGCAAUUACUUUGGGAGAGGGAAGAUAUAUGAUAACUCCGCACUGUCGGACCAUUGAGGUUUCCGAUUCACUGCUAAUUUUGUGCAACAGCUAGCAUUUUGUUCGGUAGUGUCUUACAACUCGGGAUUUUCAUGAGCAAUCUAUUACAAGAGCAAGUUGUACUCAGAUAACGUUUCUGAGGCUGUUUAAUGAACUUCAGGCAUUGUUAAUGACAACUUCUUGAUGUUCCAUGGAAA